AUGGAAUCUGAAGCUACAGAAUUUAUGCUGAAUUUGCUUGGAAUCAACGAUGGUAUCUCACCAUCACUGACUUCUCUUGGGAUUCAAUUGGAGAAGUUGAAGUUAGCAGAUGACAAGCACCUGCGUAUGUGGAUCAUCUACGCCAUUUCUUCUGUUUUAGCACCAACGACAGCAACAACAGUCAGCCCAAGAUGCUAUCCUUCUGUUGUUGAUGCUGGAAAUAUCAAGAAUCUUAAUUGGUGCAAGUUUGUCAUAUCUAUUUUGCAAAAAGCUACUAAAGCUGGGAAGACUACCAACUCAGCAUGUCUCCUGUAUAUGAUGAUUCUUUAUUUGGACUCGCUUUCGUUUAAAAAUCUCAAUGUUCCAGUGGAGGGUUAUCGAGCUACUGUUUGGACGAAUGAAUUGAUAAAUCAAGCAAUAUUAGCAGACACAUCAGCAGACGGCUCCUUUGGAGCUUUACCAGAAAAGGACAGAAUUGUGAUCGCUGUGCAAAAUUUGUGUGAAGGGUUUUCAGGUUUGGUCACAAAAUUUGUGAGACAGAUUUCCGGCCUUGAUUUUGUGGAUCUUAGGGGUAGCCAACCAAGGAAAAUGCGAAUGAACCAGAAGAAACUUGCACAAAGGACAAAACGAGUUCAGCAAGAUGAAGAUCUAGUUACUUUUUGUUCUUUUUUGGUAGAUGUAACUUCAAGUGAUGAUGAAGAUUUUGUUGCUGAUGAAGAAGAAGUGGAAGACACUAAGGAAGAUGAAUAUACUGAUGAAGAUGGAGAUUCUGAUGAUGAUGAGGAUGAAGGAGAAGAAGAUGACGAUGAUGAAGGAGAAGAAGAUGACGAUGAGGAUAGGUCAGAAAAUGAUGACGAAGAUGGUGCUGAAACUGGAAGGAGUGGUGAGCAGGCUGAUGCUGCAACUGAUGUUACUGGUUGCAAAGGAGAUGAUACAAAUGAAGGGAUUGGCAGUGGAGGCAAAGAUGUUGAUGGUGUUACUGAAUGCAAAGGAGAUGACACAAAUGAAGGGACUGCCAGCGGUGGCAAAGGCGCUGAUGAUGUUAUUGGAAAAGGGAAACAAGUAGAUGAAGGUAUUGGGUUUGGUGACAAGGAAAAACAUGAAGAAAAGCAAGCACCCAAUGCUGUAGCACAAAAUGUUCCAGAAUCAGAGAAGCAACCAGUGCAAAAUGUAGAAAAAUAUUCUUUCCUAACAACAACCAUUGAUUCACAUGAAGUUCCAAACUUCAAUCUUGGUUUUGAUAGCUCCCAGGAAGUUGUGCAAACACCAAAGGGGCAAGAAGCAGCAGGAACAUCUCAAGGUAAAGAAUUUCCUGGAAUUAUCACAAAUGAGGACUAUGGAAGUUUUACUACUGAAGACUAUGAAAAGGUUAGGAGAGAAGCAGAUGAGGCCAUUGCCAGCAAAUCUGCCACAAAAUCACCUGUCGCUGAAGUAAUCUCCAAGGAACCUAUUGCUUGUGAAGUAGAAGAAGAAACACCUGUGCCCCAUGAGUACAAUAAAAGGGUGGUGAAACCAGCAAAAUUCAAAAGGUCACCCUUUAUUGAUUAUGAGAACAAGAAGCAAUUCGUGGUUUCUCGAGUUAUAAACGAGGUAUAUGAUGACAUUUGCAAGAAUGGAGGGAGAACCAAGUCAAGAAGGAAUAGCCAAAAGAUCAUUGAUACAGGAGAAUAUUAUAUUUAUCUUAGCGAUCUUGCGAACUCUGUCAAACCUAUGGGCUCACUGGACAAUAACACAUGUGAAUUGGCAUUAAUUGUUCUGUCUGCUGAUAUCAAGGACAAUUCGAAGAGAAUUUUUCCUGCCAGAAUAGGAGUGAGUAUAUAA
Messenger RNA from Oryza sativa Japonica Group (Japanese rice), 1821 nucleotides. Lineage: Eukaryota; Viridiplantae; Streptophyta; Magnoliopsida; Poales; Poaceae. The record is from RefSeq and is a predicted model, not a curated record.